CCCUCUGAGCAGAGGGGGCUUCACUCUCUCCAUCGUUACUCACCGAGGGCGCUUCAUUCACUGCUAACGCCACACACGUCGAGCUACCGCUCAGACCACAGCGCCGGACACACAUUCACUGACCUCAUUUAGACUGAAAUAGAGGGAUGACAGAUGACAAGGAGGGAGAAAAGGUCAUGAUGUGGAGAUCUUGACUGCUCGAAACCAGAAAAGAUGGACAUAUUGAACACAAGCAUUGCUGCCAAUGAGACCAGCCGUUUUACUCCAGCCGAGAAGGUGCUCAUCAUUCUAGGACUGAGCUCUUUGAGUCUAAUCACAAUUAUCGGCAACGUUCUUGUCAUUGUCUCCAUCAAGGUCAAUAAGAACCUCCAGACGGUCAAUAACUACUUCCUCUUCAGUCUAGCAUGUGCUGACCUUAUCAUUGGCGUGUUCUCCAUGAACCUUUACACAGCCUACAAUGUGAUUGGCCACUGGCCUUUAGGGCCUGUUGUCUGUGACCUGUGGCUGGCUCUCGAUUAUGUGGCCAGCAACGCCUCUGUGAUGAACCUCCUCAUCAUCAGCUUUGACCGCUACUUCUGUGUGACCAAGCCACUCACCUAUCCAGUUCAGAGGACUACCAAAAUGGCAGGUUUGAUGAUCGCGGCGGCUUGGAUCUUGUCCUUUGUUCUGUGGGCUCCUGCAAUCCUCUUCUGGCAGUUCAUUGCGGGUGAGCGCACUGUGAAGGAGGAUGAAUGCUACAUUCAGUUCUUCUCCAAUGCAGUGGUCACCUUCGGCACCGCCAUCGCUGCCUUCUACCUGCCCGUGGUCAUCAUGAGUGUGCUGUACUGGCAGAUCUCCAAAGCCAGCCGCAGCCGCGUCAGGAGGAGAGAGAGUCGGAAGGCAUCUGGCGCUGGUCAGGAGAAUAGGAUUCAGUCUAUGUCAGUCCCAGAGGGGAACGAGGGAAGAACACAAAGCCAGAGAGUAGAGGACAUGGUGAGCCGAGGACAGCGAAGUGGUUCUGAUGCUACUACAGGUGAGGACAGAGAGAGUGAAAAUGACUCCACAUCUGGCAGCGUUUUGGCCUCAUCCAAUCAGAGAGAUGAGGAGGUGGUUUCCGUAGAAACUAACGGUGUCAUCAAGAGCACUCCACGUAAAACCUCAUCCCAUGUGAAAGCAAGAUGGGCCAAACUAACUUGCUUUGGAACUUCAACCAGAAAGAGCGGAGAUGAUAGCUAUGAACCUGCCAAUGCGAAUGAGAAGACCAACCAUAGCAAGGAAAGGCAGAGUCUGGUGGCCCUGAUCCUCAUGCCUCCACAUAAGAAGAAGAGGAAGUGUGCAUCCUCCAGAGAGAGGAAGGUGACAAGGACCAUCAUGGCCAUCCUGGUGGCUUUUGUGGCCACAUGGACUCCAUAUAAUGUGAUGGUGUUGAUCCACACCUUCUGCUCUACCUGCAUCCCCAGCUCCAUGUGGGUCAUGGGCUAUUGGCUCUGCUACAUCAACAGCACGGUUAACCCCGCCUGCUAUGCUCUGUGCAAUGUAACCUUCAAGAACACCUUCAAACAGCUGUUGAUGUGCAGGUACAAAAACAUUCGCACAGCCAGAUAAAACAAUGACAAGGGCUUUCAUGGUCAAAGCCUGCAUGCAUUUUGUAUUAAAAUGGACAAUGGAAAGUUCUGGGUCCGUAUUCCUAAAAUGUCUGAGAGUAAGAGUGCUGUUCCUGGGUCAGUUCUUCUUUUCAGGUAACAAUAAUGAAAAGAGUGUGCAUUCACAAUUUUUAGAGAGGAACAUGUCUCGUUCAAAUUGGAAAUGUAAAUCAGGUGCAACAGAGAAGAGAAAACAUGAAUAACAGCCCACAGUGGGGGCCGUGAAAUACAAGCACAGAUGUUAUAUGUGAGCUCAUUCAGCUUAUCAGUUCUGUAGUGGUUGUGUGGAUGGGACACUAAAUAAAGCUGGCUGUUACCAAAACAUGCGCAGCCUGCUAUUCAGCAGAGAUAAUUAACUAUUUAAGACCUGACCUGACUGAAUGUGAUGGGUUUCAUUUGAAAACGUCUUCCAUCCAAAAGAAAUUAGUCCAAAUGUGGCUGAUCACUUGGACCAGCGAGAUCAUUUGCACAAAGUCUGUUACUAUACUAGUGGUUUUUAAACAGUCACACACUCAAUGAAUAUAUUAUGAAUACAGACCCUUGAUCUAAUGCAUCCAAUGUAGCACUACACUCAGGUCAAUAUCCUGUGAUAAUGAAGAAUGUAAUGCUUUGCUCCAUAUAUUCAGGAUGUGUUCUUUAGGCUACCUGGGAAAAUAGAACAUUUUAACAGGCAGAUCAUUGGAUUUCAUCCAAAUUGUUAAUUUGUGGUAGACUGGACAUGGAAUAUGUUUAGAGAUCUUCUGUUGCCUUCUAAGAAUUCUCUGAAGCUUAAAGAUAUGAACUUGAGAUAAUAUUUUCAGAAAUCUGCUCUUUUUCUACUUAUCGUCUAAAACCCUUUAAGCAUUUAAACCUGGCUUUAAAACAUAUGCCAGUUUAGAUCUUGUUAAUAGUUAUGUUAAUUGGUGUAACCCAAAAACCCAUUUUAAAGAAGAUUCAGAAGUAGUCAAGGAUGCAAAGUGCGUGUUUAUAUCUGAAAAUGUAGAUUUAAUUUUUUGAUAGCUUACUACAGCAGAUAGCUGAAGGAAAGAAAUCUGACCACACUGCAGGUUGUUAAAUUAAUCUAAAGGCUAAGCAUACAUGAGAUGCAGCUUGUCUGUCUGAUCAAGGUAGUUCAGAUACAACUCUCAACUUUUUAAAUAAGCCAGCUGUUAA
Colossoma macropomum (tambaqui) is the source of this 2774-nucleotide messenger RNA. It is a transcript of the gene chrm2b, whose product is annotated as cholinergic receptor, muscarinic 2b. The transcript has 3 exons. Gene Ontology annotation, cellular component: synapse; dendrite; plasma membrane. The coding region runs from base 214 to 1584 and encodes 456 amino acids. Gene Ontology annotation, biological process: G protein-coupled receptor signaling pathway, coupled to cyclic nucleotide second messenger; adenylate cyclase-inhibiting G protein-coupled acetylcholine receptor signaling pathway; chemical synaptic transmission. NCBI's taxonomy places the organism in Eukaryota, Metazoa, Chordata, Actinopteri, Characiformes, Serrasalmidae. The record is from RefSeq and is a predicted model, not a curated record. Gene Ontology annotation, molecular function: G protein-coupled acetylcholine receptor activity; G protein-coupled serotonin receptor activity.